Messenger RNA from Phytomonas sp. EM1, 1597 nucleotides. Lineage: Eukaryota; Euglenozoa; Kinetoplastea; Trypanosomatida; Trypanosomatidae. The record is from the annotation of a GenBank genome assembly.
GGGACUAUUUAAUCAAAUUGUUAUGCAAACUUAUGUAUAGUUUAGGUCAACAAGCUUUUUGUUUAAAAUUUCCCGACUAGAAUCAUAAAAGGAUGUUAAGAGUUACGUUUUCACAACUAUGUACUAAGGCUACUGUAGCGAGUGCAUGCCGUGACUCACAUACGUUUUCCUUUUCUCACCGAUUUGAGGAGCUCUUGAAGGAUCCUCAGGGUCCUUUAAGUGGCAAAGAGUAUGUUUUCAUGAGGGAAUGCUUGGCUAAGUAUCGCACUUUGCAACAGAUUUAUGCAGUAAAACAAAACGACAUAGAGAGAGCACGUGCAGCGGCGCAUAUGUGUGGUCUUGAAUUUACAAAGCGAAAAUAUCGUUCAGACGCAAGCACGGAGAUCGAAUAGUUGCACGUAAAAUUUUUGUGUUGAGAUUCAUUAAGUAAAUUACUUAAUUGGAGCCAGUUAAUCUACCUUUGGCGCCUUAUUUGAGGAGCUACCGAAAUCCUCAUUCGAUCAGUAGUAUAUGCUAAAAGAGGUGUCUACUGAAUUUCAACAUUCAUAUUGCACCUGCUUACCAUAUCUUUUUUUUUCAUACCGUGCUAUUGAAAACUACUUUUCUUUUCUCUUUUGCACUUAUGCUCUCGUAAUAUUUUUGUUGACGGUGAAUAACGCGUAAGUUGGGUUUAAUAGUCUGAAGGCAUCAGUAAGAGGAGAUGAUCAUACGUGAUUUAUUACCUCCCUUCAGUAUUGUGCGUUUCCUCUAAAGUGCUUUCAUUAUGGGUUUAGUGAUUAGCGCGGGUAUAUUCAGUCAUCUAUACAUUUAAAAAUAUAGAGUGUACUGGCAUUAAGGUUUUCAUAUGCUUUGUUGUUGCUUAGUACUUGGAUUCGUAAAUAUCUUAGCCUUCGUUGAGUUUAUACAGAGUGAUGCAUUCAGUUCAGUUUUAUCCUUGGUUCUGUCGUCUUUUUGCAGGUAUACACAUAUUCUCAAUAUACUUCGCUUCGAAACCUUAGAAGAAGAGGACAUUUACUAUUCAGUUUCAUAAAUAUUACAUUUUCCCACUACUCCUUCGAAUAUGGGAAGCUGGUUUUCUUCUUUAUUGGGCAAGAAAGAGGUCCGCAUCUUGAUGGUUGGUCUGGAUGCGGCGGGAAAGACCACGAUACUUUACAAGCUCAAGCUCGGUGAGGUCGUGACGACGAUUCCCACGAUCGGCUUCAACGUUGAAACGGUCGAGUACAAGAAUCUUAAGUUCACCAUGUGGGAUGUCGGUGGCCAGGAUAAACUGCGCCCCCUCUGGCGCCAUUACUUUCAGAAUACAAACGGCAUCAUCUUUGUUGUAGACAGCAACGAUCGUGAGCGUAUUGGAGCGGCGAGGAGAGAACUAGAGAAGAUGCUAAUGGAGGACGAGCUUCGUAAUGCUGUUCUGCUUGUUUUUGCCAACAAGCAAGAUUUGCCUAACGCCAUGAGCACAACUGAGGUAACUGAGAAGCUCGGGUUGCAUGCGCUUCGUCAGAGAAAUUGGUACAUCCAGGGCUGCUGUGCGACGACUGCACAAGGACUGUACGAGGGUCUUGAUUGGCUUUCGGCAAAUAUUAAGAAGUUUGCCCUCUGA